AUGGGUUUUGGAACAUCAAUUGUUGUUGACUAUAAAAGGUGGACUGGCAUGUGCGCGGACACGGAAGCACUUUGGGCACAGAGAAGGUGCAUUAUUUAUCAUUGGGGACACUGCAGUUGUCAGUCGUUUUUUGUCGGUUUGGUUGCAUCGGGAGCUUUAGCUUCUGGCUUGAGGCUAAUCACUAAGGGAGCUUUUGAUAAAACCGAAAAUGGUCUUCGUAAGGGAGUUAUUCUGUUUCUUGUCAUCUCGACAUUUUUGAAUUUAUAUGUUAUUUCCUCUACGCAUUUGUGUUCAGGAAUCUACGGAUCCACUUCCGGAAAAAAAGUAGCCUUGGAAGGGUCCAAAACGGUCUCGGCUGAUCUUGCAGCCACGGGUAUCCAUACCUCAGAUGGCAAAACUGCCCGAUUAGGCAACAAGGAACUGCUACUUCAGAACAUUGAUUACACAUUGGACGUUUACUUGAUAUUUAUACUUACACUCUCGAUCUUCCCUGGGUUCUUAUACUCUCCAAGGAAGGUCUUCCGGCAUGUACCGAUCAUCAUCUUACUUCAUGGCUCAGACUCUUGGUGA
Messenger RNA from Striga asiatica, 570 nucleotides. NCBI's taxonomy places the organism in Eukaryota, Viridiplantae, Streptophyta, Magnoliopsida, Lamiales, Orobanchaceae. The record is from the annotation of a GenBank genome assembly.